Molecule: messenger RNA, 1938 nt
Organism: Danaus chrysippus (African queen)
Lineage: Eukaryota; Metazoa; Arthropoda; Insecta; Lepidoptera; Nymphalidae
Source: the annotation of a GenBank genome assembly
AUGAACGAAAUUUCUGCUAUUAUUGCUACUACAAGUACAAUAGAUACCGAUACCGGUAGUUUAGUAACGUUAACGCCCGUAGUAUGUAAAUAUUGUCAACAACCAGAAAACAAACAAUACAAGCCAUGCUUAAUUUGCGAGAAAUGCAAAUGUGCAGUGCAUUUAAUUUGUUUACGACGUCCUGGCACACCUGGGGAUAUAGACGGAGAUGUUUUCUUUGACUUCACAUGCCUAGAAUGUUCACCCACUAAAGAAGAGUUGUUUGAACGCAACAAAUUUCCUUGGGUCCAUGUACUGUUGUUAACAUUAAAUCACCUGAGCGAGCACAUGCAGGGUAUAAGCAACAGCGGAUACUUCCAUUACAAGACACACAUCUGUUCAUUUGUAGACAGAAACUGGACCCUGUUGUUUGGGACUCGCAAUCGCAAGAAGAAUUGGAUAGGAACAAUAUCCGGAGCAUUAUCGGUGUAUAGUAAUACAUUCUUCCGAUCAGGCUCCAUUGCCCUCGGAGAGUCAGGAUGGUGGAAACUAAUGCAUGGCUUUUCCCCAGCGGUUGCUGCACAUAUAUUACAAGAAAUGAAUAAAGAAAAAACAAAAGGCCAGCCUCGCAAUCAAUUCACACUUGACUCGGUGUUGUUUAUUAGUAAAAUAAAAUUAAUGGGUUAUGGUGUCUAUCUAAAUGUAGAAGAAAAUCCAAAUAAGAGAAGGAAGUUGGAUUCAGAUGCUUCGGAGAGUUCUGAGAUGAAGACUUAUGAGGUUGAAGAAAGAAAUGAGUAUUAUGAGGAACCCGAGUCUCUAACAUGUGUGACGGCCAAGGACAACUCAGAUUCAUUUUGGGAGUUUGACUUCACACCCGCCAGCCGCGUUCAGAGUCGCGUGUCCUCGAGUAGACCAUCGGUGUAUUACGAUUCGGACACCAACUCUCACUCUGACGGUGACAAGUCACAACACACUAAGAAGACAACGAAAACUAAGAAAACAGUUGAUGACAAAGAAAUCUUCAGGCGGGAAUCUCUGUUUUCCACGCUCCCAAACUCGAUAGACAUGCCCUGGGUAGAAAAACAUCCGAGCGAAUCAGAGAAGCAAAAACUGGUUCCUUUAACGGAAUACGAAGAAGUCCAGCUAUUGAAGACCGUGGAAAACCUCAUACCUAGAGUCAAAGACCCGAGCAAAAAGGCUGAAUUGUAUAGACUCAAGGCAAAAUUGUCAUUACGGAGACUGAAACGACACCAGCACAAACCAGUCUUCGAUUUGGACAAGACGGUGAAGGUUUUGGGCGGAUAUGUGACGGAGGACCACUCAGUCGCUAUGAACGCAGAGUGUAUACUGGACAGAUUCCAACGAUCGUACCUCAUAGACAACCUGUGCGGCACAAUAGCUAGUACUAACUACGGCACGAUGUUGUUGUCUCACAUAGAGCCGACGAGCUUCAGGUCUCCUUACUCCGGGGCCAUCCUGAAGCCCUUCAUCAGACGGGACGCCACGUCCAGACCUACUUGGCUGAAGGUUACCGAGGAACUACUCAUGAAGACGCAUAGACACGUCCCGGAGUACCGGCCCCCUCCCCGCCCCGUCCUCAGCUACUCGUACGUCCGUCCACAACACAUAGCGGCCGUCAACAGUCUGUGCGCACAGUUCUUCUGGCCCGGAAUAGACUUGACGGAGUCGCUCCAGUACCCUGAGUUCAGCUGCGUGGUGUCGUUCGGGCGGCUGGUGGUGGCGUGCGCGUUCCUGGUGCCCGACGUGAGACACAACGAGGCCUACAUCAGCUUCAUCCUCACCCGGCCCGAGUGGAGGAACGCGGGCAUCGCUACCUUCAUGAUGUACCAUCUGCUGCAGACUUGCACCGAUAAAGAUGUAACUCUGCAUGUGUCUCCCACAAACCCCGCUGUGUUCCUUUACCAAAAAUUUGGGUUUAAAACAACCAGUGAUAAUUAA